Oncorhynchus tshawytscha (Chinook salmon) is the source of this 676-nucleotide messenger RNA. Its product is annotated as allograft inflammatory factor 1-like. The record is from RefSeq and is a predicted model, not a curated record. Gene Ontology annotation, cellular component: actin filament; ruffle membrane. Lineage: Eukaryota; Metazoa; Chordata; Actinopteri; Salmoniformes; Salmonidae. Gene Ontology annotation, biological process: actin filament bundle assembly; ruffle assembly. The transcript is spliced from 6 exons. The coding region runs from base 130 to 573 and encodes 147 amino acids. Gene Ontology annotation, molecular function: calcium ion binding; actin filament binding.
UCCCCACACUUCCUCUUCUGUCACAAAAUACAGAUACAUACUUUACACUUUCAGUGUUCAUGACACAACGCUCAGCCACCCCUGGUCCCUUUGACUACUCUAUGAUCCACCAAAUAACAGCAGAUUGACAUGGACAAACAUUUGCAAGGAGGGAAAGCAUUUGGAUUCCUCAAGUCUCAGCAGGAUGUGAAACUGAACUCCAUCAAUGAGGUUUUUCUCACAGAUCCUAAAUAUGCAGAGGAGGAGGACCUCAGCUCAAAACUGGACAUGUUUAAAAACAAAUACAUGGAAUUUGAUCUCAAUGACCAAGGAGACAUUGACAUGAUGGGGCUGAAGCGCAUGUUGGAGAAGCUGGGUGUGGCAAAGACUCACUUGGAGCUGAAAAAGAUGAUGUCAGAUGUGGUUGGCGGUGCUGCACGAGACACGUUCUGUUACACAGACUUUGUCAAUAUGAUGCUAGGGAAGAGGAAUUCCAUACUCCGACUGAUCUUGAUGUUUGAGGAGAAAGGGAAAGACCAGGAGCCCAAAGAGAGUGGACCACCGCAACGCAAGACUUUUUCAGAUCUGCCCUGAAUGCAAUUACAUUAUGGAUCCAAUCUGUUCAUAUAAAAACUGAAUGUCAAAUGAACUGGGUUAUACAGGUUUCAUUGUAAGGAAUAAAGAAAGGUUUGAUUGA